This is a messenger RNA of Raphanus sativus (radish), 962 nucleotides long. RefSeq names its product alpha-crystallin domain-containing protein 22.3. The transcript is spliced from 3 exons. NCBI's taxonomy places the organism in Eukaryota, Viridiplantae, Streptophyta, Magnoliopsida, Brassicales, Brassicaceae. The record is from RefSeq and is a predicted model, not a curated record. Gene Ontology annotation, cellular component: nucleus. Bases 180 to 758 code for a protein of 192 amino acids.
AAUCCCCAUAGUUUAUCUGUAACCUAAAACGUAGCCGUUUUGUUUAAGGUUUUAACAUUGAUUAAUCAUUCUCUCUCCUUUCCUCCGUCGCUUCUCCAUUUUUCUCCGCCGUUUGUCCAUCUCUUUGCCUUAUCUCCAUCUCUGAGUAGCAUCCAAGGUCUUCAAGUGGUCAAAACGAGAUGAGAGAGAGCAACGGUUUUCCACAAGUCCUCGAAGUUGCUCCGUUGAACAGUUUGCCUUACGUCGGUCCAUUAAAUGGUAAUUCAUCCAUGUCUGGUAACAAGGCCAACGAGACUGCAGAGAAAACAGGACCUCCAGCAAUGAUAUUUCUACCUUCCGAAUCAACUCCAGAGCUUUAUAGCCUAAUCUCUCAAUCAAAAACCGGAGUUGCCCUCACGGGAAGUGCAGCCAUGGGGAAGGUCGGACCAACUAUUGGUUUGGUUGAUAUUGCUGAAUCCGAUGACUCUUACUAUUUUCGUGUUUCACUCCCUGGUGUUUCAAGAGAUGAAAAGGAGUUCAGCUGCGAAAUAGAACCAGACGGCAAGAUUCUGAUCAAAGGAGUAACAACCACGGGAGAGAAGACAGUGUGCAAACACAAUCAGGUGUUCAAGAUGCUAUCGCAAAACUUAUGCCCUCCAGGCCACUUCACCAUCUCUUUCCAGCUUCCCGGUCCUGUCAGCAACGAAGAUUUCAGCGGUAAUUUUGGUGCAGAUGGUGUUCUUGAGGGAGUUGUGAAGAAGCUCUACUACGAAGACUGAACAACAUCCAGAUAUUGCUAUUAGGAAGAUGGUUCAUUAGUGUAUGCCUGACUGAUUCUCAUUUUACUCUUCAUUGUGUGUUGAAUCGUUGUCGAGAGAUAAAUAUUUGUUAGUACGCCUGCUUCUCUACAAACAACUCUUUAAGACUUUUCGUGGUCAAGUGCUUUCAUUUAAGUGGUUUGGUUGAAUAGACUCUUUAUCUUA